AGGAUCUUCAUCCCCAGGAAACACCGGCAGCGCUUUGAUGAGGUGGUGUCCCAGAGUCUCAUCAGCAAGCUCUGCCGAGCCAAGAGGGAGCAGCAGCCGGCCAACCGCCUGAGACGAAGCCGCAGUGAAGACCACCACGAGCGGCUGCUGGUCUCCACCCGGGCCAGCUCAGUGCCCCGGAGCCAGGAGGAGAAUUGCCUGAGCUUGAGAAAGUCCACUACCCUGAUUGGCAGCAAUGUGGGGACGGGGGCAGCUUGCAGAACCGUCCGCGUCUACAAGGGCAGUAGAAGUUUUGGGUUUACGUUACGUGGCCAUGCCCCUGUGUGGAUCGAGUCCAUCUUGUCUGGGAGCCCAGCUGACAAAGCAUCCCUGAAAGCUGGUGACAGAAUCUUGUUCCUGAAUGGCCUGGAUAUGAGGAACUGUUCCCAUGAGAAGGUGGUGUCCAUGCUCCAAGGCAGUGGGGCAAUGCCCACCCUUGUGGUUGAAGAAGGCAUUGUUAGCUUUUCCAGUGAUGGUGAGUCCUCAGAAGCACCCAGCUCCUCCUCAGCUCUCACCUCCUUGCAGUGGGUCGCUGAGAUCCUGCCCUCCAGCAUCAAGAUCCAAGGAAGGACCUUCCACCAACAGCUGGAACAUCUGCUCACACCAGCGGAGCGCUACACUGUCUGCAAAGCCCUGGAGAGUUUCUUCCAGCACAGGAACAUUGACACCUUGAUUGUGGAUGUCUACCCUGUCCUGGACACGCCCUCCAAGCAGGUGAUCUGGCAAUUCAUCUACCAGCUGCUAACCUACGAGGAGCAGGCCCACUGCCAGCAGAAGAUCGCCAGGUUCCUUGGCUACAAGUCCUUGGCAAGUGGGCCAUCCGAUGCUGCUGUAGCUGAACCCGAAGUAGAAGAACAGCCACCGAGUUCCCUACGGACUGGCCCAGGGAGUCGGAAGAGUCUGCGUAGCCAUAGCCCCAAGGACAGUGAAGCCCGGGGUUCUGCUGAAGCUGCUGAGAUGCCCAGCCGUUUAGCUCCUGGAGAACGCCAAGCAGGUGAUGGAACAUCUCUUCCAGAGACCCCCAACCCUCAAAUGAUGUCGGCAGUGUAUGCCGAGCUGGAAAGCCGCCUGACUGCUGGUUUAGGAGGGAAGCUGGGCCGCCUGCCUGUGUGCCGGACAGCAUCCCUGGCUUCAGAGCCUGCAGAUUGUGUUCUUCUGAAAAGGUGCAACCAGAAUCUUUCUGACUGCAUGAGAAUCGUGGUUGGUAAAGGCCAAAAUGCCUGGGGCAAAAGUUGGCAUGUUGUGCUUGCAGAUGGCAGAUUGUCACUUUCUGUAUUUUCUGCAGGUACCCGAAAAUCAGGAUUGACUAUUUCCUGGCAGAAUGAUCCCGGCUUGCAGCCUUGCUAUUAUCGCUCGCUUGGUGGCCUCCCUUCUCCCUGCAGCACAGAUUCGAACCCCUACGUCAGCCUGGACAGCAGCCCAGCCUUGUCGCCUAAGCUGAGCCCCCUGUCUCGCCGGAGGAAGCUCUUCACCUUCUCGCGGCCGCCACACAGCCGGGAUACGGACCGCUUCCUAGAUGCAUUAAGCGAGCAGCUGGGCCAUCGCAUCACCCUGGUGGACGACUUCUUGAUGCCUGAGAAUGAUUAUGAGGAGAUGAGUUUCCAUGAUGACCAAGGCAGCUACAUGGCCAAUGACCGCAGCAGUGCCAGCGACGGCUUGAGCAGCAGCGAAGGGAGUUCCCUGACCUACUCCAUCUUGUCAGACCACCUCCCCCCACCUCCAAUCAGCCCACCCCCUAGACCUCCGCAGUUCCGGGCCCCCCAGGAAGAGCCCAGGGCCAUGGAGGCAGUCCAGAGUGCUCCCUCUGGCCCACAUCCCACAUCCCUGCUCCCCCUCCCUCCUCCCCCUCCACCCCUUCCCCCUCCUCCCCCGAUGCCCUGUGUGCCCCCUCCAAUGCUACACGGAAGUAUCCACCGCAGGAGCGAGUCCAGCCACAUGAGUGUUAAGCGGCUGCGCUGGGAGCAGGUGGAGAACUCGGAAGGCACCAUCUGGGGCCAGCUCGGGGAGGACUCGGACUAUGACAAGCUAAGUGACAUGGUGAAAUACUUGGACCUCGAGCUGCAUUUUGGAACUCAGAAGCCAGCGAAGCCGAGCCCCUUGCCGGAGCCCCUUAAAAAAAAGCAUCUGGUUGAGAUUCUGUCCCACAAAAAGGCCUACAACACAGAUUACCAGCUGUCUGCAAGGAGUAUAAAUCCUUCUAUUUCCUGCCCUCCAGUCAGAGCUGAAGAAGCUUCUUGGAUGAGAAGGAAAAAACCCCAGAAAGUCCAGUUGCCUCCUGAAAAAGCACCUUUGGGACAACCAGGACCUGGAUGACGGAGAAUCUCCAUAGACCUUCUUUUCCUUCUCUUCCAGAUGCUUUUGGUGCCUGAAUAUAAAACCCGCCUGUGCAGCCUUCACUUCAAGACAACCCUGCAGGAGAAGGUGGAGGAGAUUACGGCCAGCUAUGAGUGCAUCUGCAAUGCUUCCCUGGAACUGAAGAACAGCAAGAAACUGGCCAAAAUCUUGGAGGUCGUUGUGGCUGAGGGAGGCUACAUGCACAGUGUGGACUGGAAUUACCCUGUCACUGAUCAGUGUUGUUUUUUUUCUCUUUUGGCUUUAUUCUAGCUGAACACAACGAAAACAGUCGAUGGGAAAUCCACGUUUCUGCAUAUUCUUGCCAAAUCGCUUAGCCAACAUUUCCCAGAGCUCCUGGGCUUUGCCAGGGAUUUGCCCACAGUGCCACAUGCUGCCAAAGUGAAUCAGAGAACAUUAACAGCUGACCUCAAUGACAUUCAUCGCACUGUCCACGAGAUUGAAAUCGCCUGCCAGAAUAUGGUGCCUUCAUCACCUGAGGACAGAUUUGUGUCUGUGAUGGAUGCCUUCCUGGAGAGUGCAGAUCCCACCAUCCAGUCCCUGGACGAUCUCCAGCACAAAGCCGUGGAAGAAUUCAGGAAAGUCUUGUCCUUCUUUGGAGAAGACUCCAAAGUCACAACCUCUGAGGAUUUUUUUGGCAUUUUUGCUGAGUUCAUGAGCAAAUUUGAGCGGGCCUUCAACGAUGUGCAGGCCAAUGAGCCCUUGUGCAGCCCGAAGAUGAUCCCUUCUCUUGCCUGGUGACUAGAGGGUUGGAGGAAGACUGCAGCACGGUGCUUUCAUGCCCCCAGUUGGGCUGCUGUGGGUCCAGUCUGGCGGCCACUGCAAAGGAAGUUUCUUCUUGGAGACCAGCCUUGGACGUGUCUGUGCCCAUUUCAAUGGAAACUGCCUUCAAAAAAAGAGGGGGGGGCUAGCUGCAGAUUUCCACACACUUCUCCGCACCAGAGACAUUUUUCCCCCCACAGGGAUAUUAAACUUGAGUGCUUGAAUUCAAGGUGUAAAGAGGCAUGGACAAACUGCCCCAGUUUUCCUCUUACUUUUCAUGGCCUUUCUGGGAAUCCCUUUAUUUCAGGGAGCCGUCACCAAGCCUGCAGGUGGCAUUUGGGAACAGUCGACCUGUCCUGGGGCUGCCUAGUGCUCCAAAGGAAAAACAGCACGACAAGAUCCCUUUGCUCCGAAAGGAACGGAUUUACUCCCUUCUCCUGCCUCCUGGUCUUCAGGCGUCCACACCGGUGGUUGCAAAGGCAGCCAGUGAAUCUUUUGUUCCAGUCAGUUUUCUCGGGAAAACAGAUCCCUAAAGGCAGUGACCCACGUGGGCAGGAUGGGGGCUGGAGCCCGCUCUCUCUAGAGCCGAAUGGCAGCAAAAGCGGGGAAGUGCCCUCACCCUACCCAGCAUCCGGUGCCCGUUUCAUACCAGCUUCUUCUCUGCUGUCUCUCGGUCAAAAGUCUGGGAGCAGAAUAGCUUUUAUUUAUGUUUUGGCUACUUGAUUUGUUGGGUUGCCAACUCAGAAUUCCUUGAGGAGUUCAAAGCAGCUUGUGUGAGGAACACCCUAACUUUUAUCCCCAAGCAGUGACCCUUUUUUAAAAAUUAUGCAUUUUCCUUUAUAAUACAUCACAUUUUCAAUUUUACAAUGACAGUCCAUCUCUUUCCUUCUCCUUCCCUCCAUUCUCCCA
This is a messenger RNA of Thamnophis sirtalis, 4062 nucleotides long. Lineage: Eukaryota; Metazoa; Chordata; Lepidosauria; Squamata; Natricidae. The record is from RefSeq and is a predicted model, not a curated record.